Messenger RNA from Cryptomeria japonica (Japanese cedar), 837 nucleotides. RefSeq names its product pentatricopeptide repeat-containing protein At3g54980, mitochondrial. Gene Ontology annotation, molecular function: protein binding. The transcript has 2 exons. The record is from RefSeq and is a predicted model, not a curated record. NCBI's taxonomy places the organism in Eukaryota, Viridiplantae, Streptophyta, Pinopsida, Cupressales, Cupressaceae. The coding region runs from base 1 to 837 and encodes 278 amino acids.
AUGGAGGUGAAGACGAAAGGCAUAAACCCUCUGUUUAAAGAGGUAAUUUCUACUCAUUCUAAAAAGCAAUACAGUACCUCAUCUCGUCACAUCACCCAUAAAUUUAAUGUCGUGCACUUCACUCAGUCCAUUUAUGUCCUCUGUAAAUCGGGAAACACAAUUAAGGUUUGGGACCUCUUCCGGUUGGCCCUAACUAAACGCCUUCAUCCCGAUGCCAUAUCCUUGACUCCGCUUUUGUGGGGUUUUGGAAAUGACGGCGAUCUCUGCAUAAUCAUCUGCUCUCCUGCAGAACUGAAAGAGAUGGAGGUACAUCCAAAUGUUAUCAUUUAUAACACACUCACAAAGGCUUUGUGUAAAUGUGAUAAGAUUGAGGAAGGGCAUGGCCUCUUGCACAAAAUGAUGUAUGCUCAUUGUUUUGGUGGUAUUGUUACAUACAAUCUGAUAGAUGGAAUCUGCAAGUUUGGUAUGAUAAAUGAAGCUUUUGUUUUAAUAGCUGAAGUAAUACAAGAUGACCUUUCCACAAGUACUGUUACAUACAGUACCCUAAUAGAUGGUCUCUGCAAGUUGGGUAAAGAAGGUGCUAUUCAAAGAUUAGUAGCCAAAUUCUACACUUACACUAGCCUGAUAGAUGGCUUUUUCAAGACCGGAAAAACAGACAAAGUCUACAAUUUGUUUGUACAAAUGAUGGAGUUUGGUCCUUUGCCCGAUGAAGUGACAUUUACUGCAGUUAUUGAUGGACUCUGCAAAGAUGGCAGGAUGGACAAAGCCUGGGAUUGUUUCCAUGAUAUGUUAAAAAAUGGUGUACAUGCAGUGGAAAAAGGCUCAAAAGUUGUUUAA